Molecule: messenger RNA, 1158 nt
Organism: Cladocopium goreaui
Lineage: Eukaryota; Dinophyceae; Suessiales; Symbiodiniaceae
Source: the annotation of a GenBank genome assembly
AUGUCGGGGCCGGGUCCAAGAAAUCAACUGCAAAACGAGGAAUUUAUUGAAGAUGAAUAUGGUGAACAACGCAGAAGCGGAGCGAAUCGACUGAGUCGAGAGAAGCGUGAGGCUGGACGGAAUUUCGCCCUCUCCGGAGGCUCUCAUGUCUUGGGCGCUGGCAGCUCCUCAUCGAUGAGGGAAGCGCGGCAGAAGAUGGUCCGAGGGUUGGAGGCAGACCCAAGGCACCGCAAAGCAGCGGAAAAGCGUCAAGCAGCAGAAGAUCAGAAGAAAGCACGCUUGCAAAAAGAAGAAGAGCGGCUCCAAGCCUUGAGACAACGGCAGCAAGAAGAGGCUGUUCAGAAUCAACAUGUGAAUGAUGCGAAGCGAUUGCGUUGGCAAGUCUGGGACAUGGAGAAUGCUCCGCCAGAGGCGUCGACACAAGUCAGCGAUCAUGAGCUUGUAGGCACGUGGUCUUCGCAGAAGACGGUCUACAAGAUCCGCAAUGCGAUGGGAGAUCUUCAAUUCAAUGGGCCUCCAUUGGAUCAGGGAGGUGAUUUGAAAGGUAUUUUGACAAGACAAGGACCAGCUGAGUGGAAGGCCGAAUUAUAUGAUUCUCUCAGAAACCAAGCGGUCGGCUUCAUGCGCUUCAGAUUGCAAGGGCAGGAGUUGGUGACCAGCUUUCAAAAGCUCACGUCCAACUCUUGGGGAAAAGAGAAGCGUUCCCAGAAGCAGCCGGCCGCAACCAAGCCGUGUGAUCAGACACGUGCACCCAUGAGGACCAAUUAUACCGAACAGCUGAUUGAUGACUCCGUAUGGCAAUGUCCACAAUGUACCUUAAUCAACGAAGAUCCUCUUUGUGCUGCAUGUGGCUACUUCAUUGCCGACAUGCAGUCCUCACAGAAUGUGGAUCAAGAUGGUAUGGCCGGUAUGGCUGCAGAGUCGGCAGAGUAUCGCUUAGAAGCUGAAAUUGAGACGAAAUUCUCGUGUUGGCUUCGAGAAAAUGGCCUGGAGGAGUAUGCAGAGAGGCUCGAAGAGCAUGGCUACAGCGAUUUGGACGACCUGCUGUCCGCUGAGCCCAGAGAUUUGGAGGAGAUGUUGAGACACAUCGAAGCCAAGCCAGGUCACAUCCUUCGCUUCAAGAAUUCCUUGCGUCGGACACGUGAGGGGCUGUCAUAA